Messenger RNA from Fusarium odoratissimum NRRL 54006, 1257 nucleotides. RefSeq lists its product as uncharacterized. NCBI's taxonomy places the organism in Eukaryota, Fungi, Ascomycota, Sordariomycetes, Hypocreales, Nectriaceae. The transcript has 2 exons. The coding region runs from base 1 to 1257 and encodes 418 amino acids. The record is from RefSeq and is a predicted model, not a curated record.
AUGGCCCUGUCGUCCCCUGCGACGUCCAUACUUGAGCUACUUACGCACCCAAAUCCAUCCGUCAGCCAUCAAAUACCUAAGAGCAAGACAAACUCUCGAAGUCCCCACUAUCACUGGCCUAGACAAAUAAAGAGAUGGGAAGAACUCGAAGAUGUUAAUAUUUUAAAAAAUGUCUUUGGUGGAGUUUUGCUGAAAGAGGCAUGUCGCAGAGGCCGAACUCUUGACCCAUACCCCAGAGUUCACUCACAGGCUGACUGCGUCAUACGUAAUGAGGAUGAUACCAGAGAUCUAAUCAACAAGUGGAACAAAUCGAUUGUUACUGCCGCCCUUGAUCCCAUUCAGGAUCUUUUCCAUCCAGUCAUCUGGCGCAAAGGGGAUCCCCCAUCAGGCAAAGAGGCAUUUCUCCCUCCUCCCCAAGAGCACGGAAAGCAGCGCCAUCAGCCAGUACGCAAACAGUCUUCGAAGACGACACAUACAAGAUUACAAUCAUUGUCAAGAUUGAAACCAGAUUCUGGGUCUAUUGCACCGAUCCCGAUCUUAUCUAAAGCUGGGAAUACAACCAUCUCUACUUGUCAGGAGAGAUUUCCAAAAGAGUACAAGAUCUCCACAAAAUGGAAGAGUGAACGUAUUUUCAAAGGCGGACUUCUCGAUGAUUCUGGGAGCUUCAUUAAAGGAAAGACAUCUGAUAAUUCUGCUUGGCCUAUUAGACAGGCCUACACUUAUUGCAUUCAGCAUAUGUGCCGAUAUGGAUGUAUCUUGACUGCUGAGGAAGCUUUCAUAUUUCGCAUCAUGCCGCGAGAGGACAAAUCCAACAACAAUUCACAAAACAUUAACUUGCUAAGAAACGAGCUCAUCAAUAAUGGGCUUAUGGAAUAUGUCUCCAUUCCCUGGGGAAACUACAGUCAAGGUCAGAGACGAUCCCUCGACGUCUGGACCGUUAACCUAGCACUUUGGUUUAUGCACAUCCUAGCGGGAAAUAAUUUUGAGGUUGAGUGGAGUUAUGCUGAUCUGACAGCUGAGACCUUGGUCGCUGCUCAGCCGGUGGACGCUGAUGAUCAGCCAAAAGCAAUUUCUUCUAGUACGGCGCACUCCGAUAAUGAUGGACAGCAUGUAGGGGGAGAAGAUGAAAACGGAUCAGUUACUUCGGAAGAGACUGAAAUCUUGUACUCGUCUACUACAAAGCGAAAGCGGGACUCAGACGAUGACAGCGACUUUGAGGGCAUUCAUCUUUCAUUUAACAAGCGUCAAUUCGUAUAG